Molecule: messenger RNA, 2292 nt
Organism: Bufo gargarizans (Asiatic toad)
Lineage: Eukaryota; Metazoa; Chordata; Amphibia; Anura; Bufonidae
Gene: CCDC170
Product: coiled-coil domain containing 170
Exons: 13
Coding region: 1-2292 (763 amino acids)
Source: RefSeq, a predicted model, not a curated record
AUGAGUAACAGCAGUCUGAGCAAUGACAGUGAUCUCGCUUCUCCAUCCAGCAUCCCAAGAGCUGAAGCAGCCUAUGGAAGCCAACGUAUUGAUGUGAAUAGCAAUGCAGCUUUCCGCUCGCUGUCUCCUAAUCUGUCUCGAGGUGAUACUGAGGGACAAGAUUACUAUAGGCCUCCUAGAAGAAGUGCUGACCUCUUGGAUGAGUCCAUAGAGGCUAGGAGUGUUAAAAGAAAUAAAAACAGAAGAGAACGCGUGAAGUCUUCCUACUCUGAUCCACAAUUUAUUGAUGUACCUAUCACACGGGAGCAAAUGAAUCAUUAUAGAAUGGUUGCGGAAAAUUCUCACAGUGAACUGGCGGCUCUUCAUGUAAAAUAUGAAACUGCGCAAUCAGAGCUGCUGGAGCUUCGGUCUAAACUUUCCUCAAAGGAGGUAUGUCUGCAAGAGCUAAAGGCUGAAGUGGAAAACUACAGGGAAAACAAUGCACGGCAGUCUUCUCUGAUCACCUCUCUACGAGCAAGGUUACAGGAGACAGAAGAAGAGUCAGGUUUACUGGCAAAUUCUAAAAGUAGAGCAAAAUUGGCAAUGCAGGGAAUCAUUCAGGAAAACCAAGGACUAAAAGAGAGGCUACAAGAAGUUGAAUCCAAGUUAAAAAUCCACAUGGGUCAGUUGGAAGAUAGCAAAUCCCAGGCUUCUAGAAAUAGCAGGAGUCAUGGUCAAUUUGUGGCUAAACUUUCGUCAAGUUUCGGUAUAGAUGUUAUGGGAAAAGAAGAUCCUGAAGUAAUGAUACUUUCCAAGGCUAGUGAACUCUACAAAGAGAAUUUUACAUUAAAAGGUCAUAUAUCAACACUAGAGGAAACUAUUAAUGUCCACGAGACAGAAUCUAAAGCCAGCCGAGAAACCAUUAUGAAGCUUGUCUCUGAAGUAAAUAGAGAGAAAAAAAAGAAUACUUCAUUUAUCCAGCAAAUAGAGACCCUCCAUAAGAAUUUAGAAAGUGUUUCUGAUGCCAAGCAGGUUCUUGAAAAAGAGAUUAAAAUCCUCACAGAUAGGUUAAAUGCAUCACAUCGAGCCUGGGAGGUCAGCAAACAAGAGCUAAACCAGGUGAAGAAGAACACUACCGAACUAGAUGUGACAUUGAAGAGCAGUUUGGGGGAGGCCAAAGCGGUGAAAAGCAUUCAUGAAUCUUUCAAAGAAGAACUUGCAGCCUCUCUGAGUCGAGACACUGUAAUGGUGAAACCCAAAGAAGAGGCCAUCUUGGAGAAGAUACGCGACUUGUGCAACAAGACAGAAAACAAACAAAUUAUGGUAACUCAACUGGAAAAAAAAGUGUGCCAACUGAAUGAGCAGCUACAGAACCAGUCAGAUCUGCACCAGGAAGCACUGCUUAGAGCUAGGAAAGCUGAGCAGCAACUUGAAGACCUGUGGGCUCGGCUGAAAUUUGCUGAAGGGGAACUCGUUUCUGGAGAUGUCAUGCGGGACAAUCUAAGUUAUGAGAAACAGAAGUACAUGAAGUUCCUGGAACAGCUGUCUGAUAAGAUGAAGUUGGAAAGAAUAACUGCUGAUGUAGGCUUUGACAUGCGUCUAGAUGCCAUACUUGCCCGGGCAGAUCAGUUGGUCAAAUUAGAAUCCGAAGCUGUCAUUGGGAAUAAGACUCUUGCACACAGUUUGCAAAGAAAGUUAAAAGCACAAAAAGAAAAGUUUGAUAGCAAAGAGCUACAUAUGGAGCUUUUGAGGAAAAAAAUCGCCCAGCUUGAAGAGGAAAAACAAGUGCGCACAGCUCUGGCAGUGGAGAGAGAUGAGGCUAACCUGACUGUGAGGAGGCUGCAGAAGAAGGUGGAGAGACUGCAGAAGGAACUAAGUGCAGCUCAAGAAUCUGUCACAGAGCUGAAAUCCAGACUUUCAGAUGCCAAUGAGUUUAAGAUCAGGACACUGGAACAGCAGAAAACUAUUGAACAACUGAGCAAAUCUCUGAAUGACCUGGACCUGGUUAAAAGCAAAACUCAUAAGAAACUAAUUUCUAUUAAAUCAGAAUUAGACUAUACAGAACGGGAAGCAAAAGAGGAGAAAGAGAAAGCAACCAAUUACAUUGAAGUGAUUACCAGCGAACUGAGAACUCUUAAAACAACCUUAGAAGAGGUUUCUAAAAGGGAAAAACAGCUGGUAGACUUUCGAGAGGUGAUAUCACGUAUGCUGGGACUAAACGUCAACGCCUUGGCAUUGCCUGAUUAUGAAAUAAUCAAACGACUUGAAGGACUCCUCCAUACCCACCAUCACCAUGUAGUAUCCUGUGCAUAA